This is a messenger RNA of Gongylonema pulchrum, 285 nucleotides long. The record is from the annotation of a GenBank genome assembly. NCBI's taxonomy places the organism in Eukaryota, Metazoa, Nematoda, Chromadorea, Rhabditida, Gongylonematidae.
AUGAGGUAUGUUUCGGCAUAUAUGCUGGCGGCAAUGGGUGCCAAGCACCAUCACAUAACAGCGCAUGAUAUUGAAAGUAUCCUCGGAUCAGUGGGCGUCAUAUGCCAACGUGAAAAAGCCGAGGAAGUGGUCAAGAGAAUGCACGGAAAAACGCUGGAGGAGUUGAUAGAGGAAGGUGCAAAAUAUCUCUCCAUGUCGGCCGUUCCUGCAACAGCAGCAAUUGGUAAUUCUUUCGUAUGUCAUUUUCUUGUUUCUGUUUUCUCAGUAGCAGAAUCAAGAAGCUGA